Messenger RNA from Cajanus cajan (pigeon pea), 610 nucleotides. NCBI's taxonomy places the organism in Eukaryota, Viridiplantae, Streptophyta, Magnoliopsida, Fabales, Fabaceae. The record is from RefSeq and is a predicted model, not a curated record.
AUAACAUAAAAUUUUGAUUUUUUUUGUUCUAUUUGUAAUUGCAAUGGGUGAUGGUGAAAGCGAGACAUUCGAAUUCAAGGUUGAGUCACUGAGCGUUAUAAACAACAAUUUCCAUUUAAACAAAGAAACUUUCUUUCAUGAACUUAUCAACAAUGCUUUCAAGGCUUUGGACAAAAUUCGAUAUGAGAGGCAAACUGAGUUAGAAGCUCAAUUCAUUAGAUUGGUCCCUCAUAAGGUUAACAAAACACUUUCCAUUAUUGAUAAUGGCAUUGGCAUGACCAAAACAGAUUUGGUUCACAAUUUGGGAAGGUCUAGUCAAUUAGGCGUUGGUUUCUACUCCGCUUUCUUGGUUGCUAACAAGGUCAUGGUCACCACCAAUCAUAACCACCAUGACCAAUACACUUGGGAAUCUCAAGGUGGUGCCUCAUUCAUUGUUACCAAGGACUCUAGUGGCCAACAACUCAGGAAGGGAACCAAAAUCACCCUCUUUCUUAAGGAGGACCAGUUGGAGUACUUGGAAGAGACCAGGAUUAAGGACCUUGUCAAGAAACACUUUCAAUUCACUAGUUAUCCCAUUUACCUUUGGACUGAGAAAGAAACACACCCCUAG